Molecule: messenger RNA, 3604 nt
Organism: Corylus avellana
Lineage: Eukaryota; Viridiplantae; Streptophyta; Magnoliopsida; Fagales; Betulaceae
Molecular function (GO): mRNA binding; protein binding
Source: RefSeq, a predicted model, not a curated record
CCAGUUUAACGACGCACCGUUGAAGACGAUAAAGGGGUUUUAAGAUUUAACAUUCUAGGGUUUUGGCGGCUCGUAUUCUUCUCUGACCAAACCCACUCACACGAUGAGAUCUUCACUCACUUCUUCUCCAACCUCUACAUGUCUUCUCCGCUCUUUCUUAAACCCUAAAUCUCUCUGCUCACAACCACAAUUUCCCAACGAACCGCCCAUCCCAGAACCUCCAUUUUCAGAGAAUCCGAAUCCAAACACCAAUUGUCCCGAGAAAAUCACUUCAGAAUCCAACUUUUCCACGAGACCCACUUCAGACCAUGAAUUUACUGUCGCCCCAUUUUCCCCAGAGCCCAAACACGCUGACUUCGCCGCACCAAUUUCUCAAAGCUCGGUUUUGACUCAAACCGAUGUGAUAAACACUCUUCUGAGCCACAAGAGCGAGCCAAAAUCGGCUUUGAAGUACUUCAAAUGGGCCGAGAGAAAGCGAGGCUUUGUUAAAAGCGUGGAUGUCUUCUGUGUUGUGCUUCACAUUUUGGUGGGCUUUCCUCAGACUCAUAAACUUGCUCAAAAUUUGCUUAAUCACUGUGUCUCGGGCGAUUCGGGUCCGGCGCCGGGUGUUUUUGUUGAUCACUUAGCAGAAUGCGCCAAAAGGUUUGGCUUUGUGUUAGAUUCGCGGGUUUUUAAUUAUUUGUUGAACAGUUAUGUUAGAGUUAAUAGAACCGAAGAUGCUGUACUUUGUUGUAAUAGAAUGAUAGAGAGUGAUAUAAUUCCUUGGAUAUCAUUUGUGAAUAUUCUUUUGACAGCAUUGGUUAGGAGAAACAUGUUUGGUGAAAUGCGAGAUUUGCAUGAUAAGAUAGUAUUGAAAGGAAUUAGUGGAGAUUGCUAUACGGUGCAUGUGAUGAUGCGUGCAUUUUUGAAGGAAGGGAAGGCUGAGGAGGCGGAGGAAUACUUUAGAGAGGCGAAAGAUAGAGGGGUGGAACUUGAUGCAGCGGCAUACAGUAUUGUUAUUCAGGCUGUUUGUAAGAAACCCAAUUGGAUUUUGGCUUCGGGGUUGUUGAAGGAGAUGAGAGAAAUGGGAUCGGUUCCUUCAGAGGGUACUUAUACUUGUGUUAUUGGGGCUUGUGUGAAGCAGGGGAAUAUUGUAGAGGCAUUGAGGCUUAAAGAUGAAAUGGUGAGUUGUGGGAAGCCAAUGAAUUUGGUUGUGGCAACGAGUUUGAUUAAGGGGUAUUGCGUGCAAGGCAAUCUGAAUAGUGCUUUGGAUUUGUUCAAUAAGAUUGGUGAGGAUGGGCUUUCACCAAACAAGGUUUCAUACUCAGUCCUGAUUGAAUGGUGUUGUAAGCAUGGGAGCAUGGAAAAGGCCUAUGAGCUUUACACCCAAAUGAAAGACAACGGUAUUCAGCCUAGUGUCUUUAACCUUAAUUCCUUGUUACGUGGAUUCUUGAAAUCUGGGAUGCUGGAAAAUGCGUACAGGUUGUUUGAUGAGGCAGUUGAAUGUGGUAUUGCUAAUGUUUUCACAUAUAAUAGCUUUUUUUCAUGGCUCUGUGAAGAAGGCAAGGUAAAUGAGGCUCAAAGUCUAUGGGUAAAGAUGAUUAGCAAGGGUGUGGUACCUAGUGUAGUUUCAUACAACAACUUGAUACUUGGUCACUGCAGAGAAGGGAAUACGGAUGUUGCAAAUACAUUAUUUCUGGAGAUGGUAGAGAAGGGCUUAAAACCUAAUGUGAUCACGUAUUCAAUUUUGAUGGAUGGGUAUUUCAAAAAAGGUGACACUGAGUGUGCCUUAGAUUUGUUUAACCAAAUGUUGGAUGUAAAUAUGGUUCCCACAGACUUCACAUUUAACACUAUUAUCAAUGGCUUGUGCAAAGUUGGCCGCACAACUGAGGCAAGGGAUAAGUUGAAGAGCUUUGUUGAGAAGGGUUUUGUUCCCAUCUGUUUGACUUACAAUAGCAUUAUAGAUGGAUAUGUCAAGGAGGGUGCCAUAAAUCCUGCAUUGGCUGUUUAUAGAGAGAUGUGUGAAAGUGGAAUUUCCCCCAAUGUUGUAACUUACACUAGUUUGAUUAAUGGAUUUUGCAAAAGCAAUAAUAUUGGUCUUGCUCUGAAAAUGCGGAAUGAGAUGAUCAAUAAGGGUCUUGAAUUGGAUGUUAAGGCAUAUAGUGCUCUGAUUGAUGGAUUUUGCAAAAGGCGAGACAUGGAAAGUGCACAUGAACUGUUUUCUGAACUCCUUGAAGAAGGUUUGUCUCCAAAUACAGUUGUGUACAAUAGUAUGAUUAGCGGAUUCAGGAAUCUAAAUAACAUGGAAGCAGCCCUUGACUUGCACAAGAAAAUGAUAAAUGAGGGGAUUCCUUGUGAUUUGCAAACUUACACUACAUUGAUAGAUGGACUGCUAAAAGAGGGUAAAUUACUCUUUGCAUCAGAUCUUUACUCGGAUAUGCUUUCCAAGGGUAUUGUGCCUGACAUCAUUGCAUAUACCGUUCUGAUAAAUGGCCUUUGUAACAAGGGACAGCUAGAAAAUGCACGCACGAUUUUGGAAGAGAUGGAUAAGAAUGGCAUGACUCCUAGUGUUCUUAUUUAUAAUACCUUGAUUGCUGGACACUUUAAGGAGGGGAAUCUGCAAGAAGCGUUUAGACUACAUGAUGAGAUGCUUGACAGAGGUCUUGUACCUGAUGAGGCUACUUAUGAUAUUCUUGUAAAUGGGAAGGCCAAGGGAGUAAGUACUCUUGCUGGAGCCUUGCAAGCGUAAAUAACUGGGACGGUCAUUGUUUCAAGUUGCUUUCAAGCUUUUGCUUGGUCGUUCAAAGGAGAAAUAUAUCGUGGCCUGCAAUUAUGUUAUAUUCUUCACCAUCAAGCUGGGAAGGCCAAGGAUCAUCAUCACUCUCUGGCUUACUAGAACAUAAAGCAAAAGAUGUCCAAAUUUACUCAAAAGUAUUUGCUGCACCUCUGCAUUCUUUUGAGAAUGCCAAAAUCAGUUCCAAUGCAUCAAGUAUCGGAUCAGUUUUCUCUUGUGUGGACAUGGAAGUUUUUGUGAAGCUCAAAAUGUCUAAACCUCUGGCCUAUUGUUGUCUGUUGGAUUCCAUCUUCAGUGUUCUGCUAUAAUAGGAGAUCUAAAGGAGCUUCACAUGGAUUGUUAUGGGUGUUCAAUUUGCUCUGUAGAUUUUGGAAUAAGCUAUGCUUACUGGAAUAACGCAUUUGUGUAAUCAAUGAUUGAGUGAGAUAUUGUCCACCCAAUUCUCUAUGGAAAGGCUAUGGGAGCCUUGGGAGGUACAGGAUGGUAGGAGUUUCUAUUACCCUACUGUCUUGAAUAAGGUUCUUUCAACUUCAUUGAGGACGUGAAAGUUUCUUUGAAGCUGAAAUCUUGUGUCCCAAUCUUCAUCUUCUUGUGGUGGCUUCAGUCCGGCUUGUGCUUAUUGUUUUGGAUUAUGACAGAUGAUAGAUAUUGUUUGUCAUUCGUGAGAAGUAGGAAGUAGCUAUUGGUUUAUAGAUUUUUUGGAUGAGAGUUUUUUGUCAUUUAUUAAAAAUAUGUGAAACGUAAUGUCUCUGUUGAAACAUAGAGAUAAUGUAAGAUGGAAGCACAAAAGUUUCGAUUAAAGUAAUGUUAUUUAGUAGGGCUUGAUUACGA